CCUCUGACCCUCUGUCUGGAUGGUGCUCAUUGGCCCUGUGCUGAUCACAUGCACCCUCCCAAGAAAAAAAAAAAAAACCUCUCUAGCAAUACACACCAAACUAAGCAUGUGCAUAGUGUCUCCACGCGAUAUGUCUUAUCAGGAGAUAAGAGGGGGGCACUGGAAGAAGGGGAGGAUCAGAAAAGUCAGGAUCAAACAGUAUUUUUUACACAAUGCAGAGGAUUAACCCCUUAGGUUCCACAGUGAGUAUAACAAGCAUGCUUUACUGCAUUUACAGACUUGUUUUACUGUUUGGGUUUAGUAACACUU
Messenger RNA from Staurois parvus, 309 nucleotides. NCBI's taxonomy places the organism in Eukaryota, Metazoa, Chordata, Amphibia, Anura, Ranidae. The record is from the annotation of a GenBank genome assembly.